This is a messenger RNA of Exophiala aquamarina CBS 119918, 3366 nucleotides long. RefSeq lists its product as uncharacterized. NCBI's taxonomy places the organism in Eukaryota, Fungi, Ascomycota, Eurotiomycetes, Chaetothyriales, Herpotrichiellaceae. The record is from RefSeq and is a predicted model, not a curated record. Gene Ontology annotation, molecular function: iron ion binding; monooxygenase activity; oxidoreductase activity, acting on paired donors, with incorporation or reduction of molecular oxygen. Bases 1 to 3366 code for a protein of 1121 amino acids. Gene Ontology annotation, biological process: DNA-templated transcription. The transcript has 4 exons.
AUGUUAUGGCUGAGCACCGUGGUUGCUUUAUGCGUCGCAUACAUAGCGUGGUCGAUCGUUCGGUUCCAAGCCAACUAUGCUGAAGCAAAAAAGAUAGGCCUUCCCAUCCUCUCUUCUCCGGUCAAUCCCGCCGGCGCCCUAUGGAUGUCAACCAAAGGCUUUCUGAUCCCCAUACUCUCCAAACUCCCCUUUGGUCUAGGAGAAUGGACCCUUCGCGCGGACGUCGGUUGGACUUAUUAUCCGAAAUUUCAGGUCCAUGCCAAAUAUGGCGAAGCAUUUAUCAUUGUCUCGCCGGGAGGCAACGAGAUCAUACUUGCUGAACCCAGUGCAGCGGACGAUGUCACGCGGAGGCGUACCGAUUUCAUCAAGGAUCCUCUGAUGUACGGAAUGCUGGACAUUUAUGGGCCGAACCUCGACACCGUCAAUGGCAAAGUCUGGGACCGCCAUCGUAAGACAACCGUCCCUCCGUUCAGUGAACAAAACAGCGCCUUGGUUUGGCGAGAGGCGGGAGAGCAGGCUGAACAGCUACUCAAUCAUUGGUGCAGCAAAGAUCAAGUUAGAAGCACGCAGCUUGAUGUUUACGCCGUCGCUCUGAACGUCCUGUGUGAAGCGGGUUUCGGUGUACACUCCAAGUUUGUGGACGAAAAACACGCAUCUGACGGCGCAGAGGCCGCCCGACAUCUGGGAUACCGCGAGUGCUUGCGCUUACUACUCGCCAAUGUUGUUCAGCUUGUUAUCCUCAGCGCCAUCCAGAGGUCGGGUUUGCCCAAGUGCUUGUUUUGGGGCAAGAUGCGUGAAAUCGGCAAGGCGCGUGAUGAGUUCAAAGGCUACAUGGGCAAGCUCCUGGCCAAAGAACAGGAAGCAUUUGACCAGGGAGAUUUGGACCGGCACAAUCUGAUGAGUGCGCUGGUCAGGGCUCAGGCAGAAUCUCAGCAGGUGGCGUCAAUCAACAACAAGUCUUCGAGUCUUGCCUCGGCAGGGUUGACCGAGGACGAAGUCUAUGGCAAUCUGUUCAUCUACAGCCUAGCUGGUCAUGACACGACUGCGGGAGCGCUACACUUUGCUAUAGUUCUAUUGGCAGUAAACCCAGAGUGGCAGGACUGGAUUGGCGAGGAGAUCGAUGCAGUUCGCAAGGCUGACCCAUCCGGGCUAUGCUUUUACGAAGAGGUCUUUCCAAAACUCCAAAGAUGUUUGGCAUUAAUAUAUGAGACCGUCCGACUCCACGGUCCUGUGGUGAUGAUGCCCCGGAUCGUAGGCGAAGGCCCACAAAGAAUCAGCCUGAGUGAUCGAGAGCGCGUCCUUCCACCACACACUUCGGUGACCCUCAAUUUUGCAGCCUUGCACACCAAUCCAAAAUACUGGAGCCCUGAUCCCCUCCAAUUCCGCCCCAGCAGGUGGAUUAUACCAGAUGAGAGCGAGGGGAAAGGCACACGAUUCUUCGAGCCGGCCACUGGCUCCUACAUGCCCUGGAACUCUGGGCCGAGAGUUUGUCCCGGCCGAAAAUUCUCGCAGGUCGAAUUUGUACGAGUGGUCUACGGACUCUUCGCUGGUGGCACCCGAGUCCAUUUGGUUCAGGAACCCCGCGAGAGCUUGGAGGGCGCCAGAGAGCGCGCUAUGAAAAUGGUCAAUGAUGCGAAGGUCGAGGUCACGCUGAAGAUGGCGGAUUGUGUCCGGCUAGGCAAAGCAUGUGGAUAUCCCCUGAAGGCUCAAGGCGACCAGUCCAACGACCCGAACUUCCUUCUUCAAAAGAUCCAACAGCUAGAGUAUGAACGGGACCAUCGACUCUCACCUCAAACAGAUCGUUCGACCGGUCUUGCAAGUCCUCUCACCGGUGUACCCUUGACAGAAGGGAUCUUCCCCAGCCCACCAACAGUCGAACGGGUUCAGAUAUUCGCGGAGCUGUUUCUCGAUGCCGAGACCUUCAAGUCUCCAUCUCCCAGUGUCCUGGACCCUGGAAUGCCCAUUCCCAAGCCGAUCCUGGAGAUGCUCGAGGAACCCCACGAAAGGGAGUACAUUCGCGAUCGGUACUUCAACACCGUCCACCAGUGGCUCCCUAUGAUCAGCCGGAAACGGCUGGCACAACGCGUGCCGAACCUCUACCAGAAGCCGGACAUUACUCUAGCGCUGCUACUGAGCUGCAUGAAGCUGGUCACCUACCCGCUCGUGUAUGACCUGCGCCACACGCCACUGUACUACACGGCGAAGCAGUUCUUCCAUGUCGUCCAGGACUCAUGCUUGAUGUCGAUUCACCUGCUGCAAGCCGCGGUUCUCAUUGCGCUCUACGAGAUCGCCCAUGGCGCCUACCCUAUCGGAUACCUCAGUGUGUGCCAUGCGGUGAGGCUGGGCAUGAUGAUGGGCCUGCAUGAUAGGAAGCAUGCCGCGCAGCUGUACGGUCCUUCUGAUACGUGGACGCUACGUGAGGAAGAACGUCGCACGUGGUGGGCUGUCGUGGUCCUUGACCGCUACGUCCAUUCAGGCACAACUGGCCUCCCCCUAGCCGCGCCUGAACCCCCUCAAAUCGACCUCCUCCCAUGCGACGAUUCUAGCUGGGACGCAGGCGACAUUGGCGCCAACGAGCCCGUCUUCGCGCUGAACACGACAGCCAACUCCAAAUACAGCAAAUUCGCCAGCACCUGUCGCGCCUCACACAUCCUCGGGCGCGUGCUCCGCCACCGCGACGAAUGUGACCGGGGCCGAGGACUGGAUUUAUCCUUCCAGCUGUCCGAAGCGGUGCAGCUCCAUCGGGCACUGCUUGCGCUCGAAGCUUCGUUCGACCAAGCAGUGAAUCGAGAUUUGUCGAUCGUGCCGCGCGCGCUGCUCUACACAGCGCGUAUGGUGCUAUAUACGCUCUACGCGUGCAACGAUGCUUACAAUUCCCGAUACCUCGAUGUUGGUAUUAGGCUGGGAGAGGAGACGGACAUGCAGCGUAUCUCUCAAGAUGGAUUAAGAGAGGUCACGGGCUCGGUGCACAGAUUAGCGCUCGAGCUGCAGCGCGCGAUCGCGAGGGAUAUUGAUGCCGUCAGCCCCAUGGUCGCGCAUUGCAUUUUCAUAGCGCUUGGUGAGGCUGCGUGGCAUGUUCGCGAAGGAGCAGGCGCAGGUGGCGACGAGAGCAUGUCGAUGGCAUUGGACACGAUGCUGGAUGUAUUGGAGACUUUGAAUAAGCGGUGGAAGAUUUGCGGUCAGUCUUCGUCUUUCUACAUCAAAGCGAGAGAUUCCCAGGUGCUAAUGUUCCCAUUUCCACCUAUAGCCAGGUAUCUUAAGAUCCUUGAGAAAGAGGAAGGCAUAGUUCCAAAGAACAUGCCCAGCCAACGAGGCUCACUUGGUCCGAACUGCGACAGGGAGGACAUCACCCGGCUAGGAUCUUAG